Messenger RNA from Pocillopora verrucosa, 2440 nucleotides. NCBI's taxonomy places the organism in Eukaryota, Metazoa, Cnidaria, Anthozoa, Scleractinia, Pocilloporidae. The record is from RefSeq and is a predicted model, not a curated record.
UGUGCAUCACAUUAUAACGCCAGUUCCCUCAAGUUCUGUGGCGGAAUAAACGGAAAUUUGCACGCCCUUGAAUAUUCAAAAUCUGAUCGCGACCUGCCGUGGCAAAAUGAUUCAUCGAAUCUCGGCAGAAGACUUGAUUCUUCAGAAAAGUGCUAGUCAGCUGGACGACAGUUGUUCGAUAGCCAGCUCUUUUACUCUUCAAGACCGCGUGGAGGCAAUCCAGCAAUCCAGUGAGGAAUUUCACGAAAUGGUCAAAAAAGAAAUGAGAGAAAAAGGCAUCGAUAGAAGCCAGGCAAUGGACUUAGUUCGCCUUCAGAGACUUAUAGAUUUCUGUGAUACCAAAGAAAACACAGCACUCUACCUACUGCAGGAUUGGAAUUAUGAACCUCAGGUUUGCAGAUUUCUUAGGCUUCUCUGCAGUUCUGGGGUGAAUUUGAAAGAUGUGGUAGAUUUCCUUCACAAUACACCAUUACACAUAGCUGCUACGAAGAAUUUCAUUUCCCUCGCCAAGUUUUUGAUUGACAGCUAUCCUUACAUGCUCGUGGCCAUAAACGGACAGAGCGAGCUGCCAGUUGAGACUGCAAUAAGACACAGUCAGGAUGACGUGGCAGCAUUCCUUAUAAGGAGAAUGGAUCAUAGAAGAGUCAGAAACUUGUUCAAAGCCAAGAAGGAAAGAAAAGCUGCAAUAAGUUUGGUGAAACUAACCGAAGAGUUUAGGAUGCAGAAAACAGUCUUAGCUGUUUUAGACUGUCUUAUUUCACCCCGAUGGCCACACCCACCCUGUUUACCGUCUGACAUUGUGCCAUGUCUGUCAUGGGAACAUCUACACGACAAGCCUACUCACUUUCACGUGACUUAUGAUAUCCUGGAAAGUGACGUCAAUGGGAGAUUCCCGGAUGAUCCAGACUACGAAUACACACCAAAGUCUUUUUAUUAUAACUUGACAAAGCACUUCCAACAGGAUCUAAACAAGGAAAUUUUAAACCACGUUGUAAUCAAGUUGCUGACGGAACGAAAGUGGGAAAAGUAUGCCGCGUUUUGGUUCAGGGUUAGAUUUUUCAAUUAUUUGGUUUUCCUGGUGGCUCUUUCUGCGUCCUUCAUGAGUGCUGCAACGUCAGACGAUCCGCUGGAUUACAAAAGUGCUCCUGGUAGAAAAAGUCUGGAGAUAUUGUUGAGCUUGAUGACAUUAUGGUUCAUUAUUGAUGAAAUUUCCGAGUUAAAACGAGAACCACUAGCUUACGUCAAAGACUACUUUAACUACCUGGAUCUGUCUGGAUACUUCUUAAUUGUGGCGACAUUUGUUUUCCGAUAUCCCGGAGGUGAUGCACAAUGGAUCUUUGGUUCUUUGGCAAUAAUGAUCAACUUUGUUGGGAUCUUCAAGUACUCAGUUGGGGACAGAUACAUCGGUCUUUACAUAAAAUGCCUUGGCAUGGUCAUCUACAAAGAUAUUCCAAGGUUUCUCGUUGUGUUCACCAUCAUCCUGCUAGCGUUUUCAAUCUCAUUUUACAUUGCACUUAAGGCUGGCAACUUCAAUCUCGGAAGUGCACUGGGCAGCGAAUUUGCACUAUGUAAAAAUGUAGGAUGUGUGAUGUUGGCUGGUUUGAAAACAUGGCUGGAAGGUUCCUCUGUUGUACGUAGCUUGCCAACUGCUGGUUGGCUUGGGGCAUUACUGGCAAUAUUUUUCAUGAUGAGUGUCGUCAUUAUUCUUAUGAACGUGCUGAUCGCUCAGCUCUCGUUGACGUAUGAGAUGGUUCAAGAGGAGUCGCUUCUUUCUUUCUCUGUGCUACGAAUGCAGUCUGUGGCGACUAUUGAGUGGCAGAGCCGCUUUAAAUACUGGAAUCUCAGAAAGAAGUAUUACGUACCCGGGGAAAUCAAGAGCAGAGAGGAAGUCGAAGAAAUGAUGAAACAGUAUCGGGAAAGCACGAAUCCGACAUCACCCACAGCCUAUGAAAAGUGGCACGUUCAAGAGCCGAGCAAAGUCCACGUUUUUUAUGAAGGCCCUAUUGAACAUAAAAAUCUCUUCACUCCAGUACUAAAAGAAACCGGAUCACUCCGACAUUAAUUAGUAACUCGACUAUUAUUUUUUUCACAAAAGCUAUGUUAAAGUCCAUUGGAAUUUUUCUGUAGAGAGUCGAAGAUCAUCCAGAGAAGGUUUUAAUUAGUCUAGCUCUGCGCUUGGAAAAUAAUCGUGCUAAUCUCUUGUCCAAUCCUCGGAAGUGCAUUUCUUUAAGUUGAACUUUUGCGAUGGUUUUCCGUCAUAUUAACUUUAGUCUCGACUGGCACUUUGUUUUUGUCAGUUAACGUCACCUACUUGAGAAGCGCCAACGGGCUAAAAAGUUAAAAAAAUUUCUGGAGGGAAAUAAUACUUAAUAAUUAUAAUCAUCUCAGUAAUGGUUUAAAGGGCCUAACUUAAAAUAAUCGGUCCUUUUUUACCGAACCA